This is a messenger RNA of Aspergillus aculeatinus CBS 121060, 1281 nucleotides long. RefSeq names its product putative extracellular endoglucanase/cellulase (gene egl3). Gene Ontology annotation, biological process: glucan catabolic process. NCBI's taxonomy places the organism in Eukaryota, Fungi, Ascomycota, Eurotiomycetes, Eurotiales, Aspergillaceae. Gene Ontology annotation, molecular function: cellulose binding; hydrolase activity, hydrolyzing O-glycosyl compounds. The coding region runs from base 1 to 1281 and encodes 426 amino acids. The record is from RefSeq and is a predicted model, not a curated record. Gene Ontology annotation, cellular component: extracellular region. The transcript is spliced from 6 exons.
AUGAGAAUCAGCAACUUGGUUAUUGCGGCCUCUGCUGCCGGCAUGGUCAACGCUCUCCCUAAGCGUGAGAUGAAGAAGCGUGCUUCCUCUGGUUUCACCUUCUUCGGUGUUAGCGAGUCUGGUGCUGAGUUUGGUUCCGGCGUUGGUACUCUGGGAACAACCUACACCUGGCCUACGACCAGCCAGAUCCAGAUCCUGAGAGAUGCGGGCAUGAACAUGUUCCGUAUUCCCUUCCUGAUGGAGCGUCUUACUCCCGACAGCAUCACCGGCUCUUUUGCUUCUGCCUACCUUAGCGACCUCAAAUCGACCGUCCAAUUCGUCACUGACAGCGGAGCUUACGCCGUCCUCGAUCCCCACAACUAUGGAAGAUACAACGGAAACAUCAUCACUUCCACCUCCGAUUUCCAGACCUGGUGGAAGAACGUUGCCGCUGAGUUCGCUGACAACGACAAGGUCAUCUUUGAUACCAACAACGAGUACCAUGAUAUGGAGCAGUCCUUGGUCCUGAGCCUCAACCAGGCCGCCAUUGACGGUAUCCGUGCCGCCGGCGCCACGACUCAGUACAUCUUUGUUGAGGGUAACAGCUACUCUGGUGCCUGGACCUGGACCGAGUACAACGAUGACCUCUCCGGCCUGACCGAUACCGAGGACAAGAUCAUCUACGAGAUGCACCAGUACCUCGACUCCGAUGCCUCUGGUACCUCGGAGACUUGCGUCAGCUCCACCAUCGGUAAGGAGCGUCUUGAGAGCGCCACCGAGUGGCUCCAGACCAACAACAAGAAGGGUGUUAUCGGAGAAUUCGCCGGUGGUGUCAACUCCGUCUGUGAGGAGGCUGUUGAGGGCAUGCUUUCCUACAUGUCCGAGAACAGCGAUGUCUGGGUCGGUGCCUCUUGGUGGUCUGCCGGUCCCUGGUGGGGAUCCUACAUGUACAGCCUGCAGCCCUCCGAUGGCCCGGCUUACUCGACUUACCUUCCCAUCCUGGAGAAGUACUUCCCUGAUGGUGACUCUACCACCUCUGCUUCCAGCUCCGCUGCUACCUCUGUCGCUGCCGCCACCUCCGCAGCCACCUCCGCGGCCACCUCCGCUGUCUCUGCUGUUCAGCAGACCACCACCGCUGCUCCCCACCCUCAGGGUGCCCUCGCUACCAACGCUGCUGGCCAGGUCAAUGAGUAUUACCAGUGCGGUGGACUUAACUGGACCGGACCCACUGAGUGCGCCAGCCCCUACACCUGCGUGAAGCAGAACGACUACUACUACCAGUGUGUCGCCUCCUCCAACUGA